AUGUAUUGGCACGGUGGCUGCUUCUCAUACUCCAAAAACGACUUCCCCGAUCAGGAAACUUGUCAGUGGAAAUGCAUGGGAGUGCAUUCGUCACAUGCUUCAAAAGCGUGUCUGGACCCGUUCGAUCAGACGUACCUUGAGGACUGUCGACACGGCGAAUUCAGUACUCGCUAUUACUUCAACUUCGGUCGAAAGAAGUGCGAGUCGAUCCAUUGGGGCGGCUGCCAGUCGUCGUCCCAGAACUUCUUCGUCACGCAGGAUCAAUGUGAGCAGUUAUGCGAAUCGCCACCGCGUGAACUUGCUCAGUCAUGUUUGGAACCGUUCAACGACGGCUAUCGUGACUCCUGUUCGAAUGAUGGACACUUCAAACAGCACUACUACUUCGAUCUUACCUCAAAUACCUGCAGAAUGUUCUGGUUCGGAAACUGCCGUGGUACAGGCCAAAAUAUCUAUCCAACACUCGAGUCAUGCCAGUGGAUAUGUGAACGACGUCACGACGAACGAGUUCCAGCUUCUUGUAGUGAUGCGUUCGAUGAGAAGUACAAGGAAUCGUGCAGAGGUGGAGAAUGGGUAGAGAAAGUGUACUUCGAUCACGGCACUGGAAAAUGCGUGCAGUUUUGGUGGGAUGGCUGCACCUCGCCUUCUCAAAACAUUUUCAGUGAUUUGAAGACAUGCCAAGGGUUUUGUGAGCAGCCAGGUCAGUGCAUUUCAGGUCGUUCUGUGCUCUCGACUUCUAUUCGUCAUUCGAACAGAAGUUGGAAAGAUUAA
Messenger RNA from Cooperia oncophora, 768 nucleotides. The record is from the annotation of a GenBank genome assembly. NCBI's taxonomy places the organism in Eukaryota, Metazoa, Nematoda, Chromadorea, Rhabditida, Trichostrongylidae.